AUGGGGAAUCCAGAUAUUUCCCACAGUAGCAAGAGUGCUGAAGCGAGUGCUGAGGCAGCAUCCAACCCUCCACCAUAUUCUACUAUAACCGAGCCCAUCGAUGAGCCACCGACCUACCAACGACCAAAUGCAUCACACAGGCUGUCCCGUAAUGUGUCUCCUAGAUCGGACGAAACAGUGGAUAUUGAUGAAUGUGUCAUGCACCUGAAGCUUUUAUCCGCGAUCGCCAAACUUCGCAACUCGGUUAAAGGAACGGACAAACUUUUCGGAAUUGACAAUAAUGAGGCUAGGAACUUUUCAAGUCCCCGUAAGCAAGGCGAGGCAACUGCCCGCAUCCAGGAAAAAAGAUGGGCUGUCUACGUGGCCAGAGCUGUGGAUCGAUUUACUGUUUGGUGGCAGACUUGCCUACCGAGUCUUGACACCAGUCGCGUCUCAACGCUGAAUAGUUCACCUGAAGCCAAGAUAGCUUGGUCUGUUAAUGACAUACCACCACUUGAUGUUAUCAUGGUCUGGCAUGCAUAUAUGCUUAACCCGCGGGCCUUUCUCGAGGAUUGCUUGCGUCAAUCUAAAAUGAGUGUAUGGGCUACCGGACUGCCUUGGGAUGUAAUAGACGCGUGUAUCGACGAUGGUACGCUGGCCUUCGACCCAGGCACUGAAGCCAGGAUAAACUUCGAGACAAGAACUGGCCAUUUAUGGGAAAAUAUUCAUGGACGUCCUACCAAAUCUCUGCUUUGCGUCGGUUGUAAGCAGGAAAUCCUUGCUCCCUGGACGGAAGGAUCCCUUGGAUGCGAUCCAGAUGUUGCGUUUGCACACGGCAUUGGAUACGCGGAUAAGUCGUUGCGGGUUCCAUGUCCAGUAUGCAAAUCCAGCAUCACACACGAUUCGCUUCGCGUGCAAAAGUUCCGCAAUGAUGUGCAGAAAUUGCUGAAAGAUGAUUUGCCUAUGCCGGGCACAAUUCUGUCGCAGAAUGGUACCCCUGCCGACGAUCAAAAUGGUGAUAACGUGUCCUUCCCAAACCGACUUAUCAAGGAAGGCAUCAGAAGCGAGCUCUUGCAGCUUACAGACCUCACCGAAAAUGAAAGCACCACCAUUGAAACAAUUCGCGACCACCUCGAGGGAUUCUUGAAGAGUCGUUCGACAUUGCGUCGCGUGAACAAGACAAUGCUGACUUCUGGGAAUCCGGGUAUGCCAGAAAGGAUAUCUCUUCGCAAUGUGCUGUCGAGAUAUUGGGAUAAUUCGUCCCCCUUCGCCAUCGACUUGAUCGGGGCUGUCAUAAGACAGGGAACAUUUGUAGACAAGAUGGACAAUAUCGGUUGGAUACGUUCGCCAAACUUGAGAUCGACAAUGGCUCACUUCAUCAGCAAGUACAACGUCUUCUUCCAAAUAAUGGCCAAGAAUAAAGGCCAUGCUGUGGUGCCGACUCUCGAUAUCGACCUAAUUUGGCACACACACCAACUUUCUCCUGCUCGCUAUUACGCCUUCUCUACCGCGCAGACAGAGGGCAUAUUCAUCAAUCAUGACGACAAAAUCGAUGAGAUGAAACUCAGCGAUGCCUUCGCAUGGACCUCAAAACAAUACCAAAAACUCACUGGCGGCAAGAUAUACAGUGAAUGCAUCUGCUGGUAUUGCGAGGCGGUCCGCGAGUCCAACAAUCAGGGACUUGGCAGGUUGAUGAUAUCGCCAUCCACCCUCCAUGCCAAAACCAACGCGGCUCGUCUUCAUGACGGCGCCGAUAAUACCAGCGACCGGGGUAAAAGCCAAGGGCCGCAUAUUUCGUCACAUAAUGCAGUUCGAAUCUUGGCCCAGGCUGAUCCAAAGGCAAUGCAGACCAAGAGCGCGCAACUUGAAUCGUGCUGGGAGAAAGCGCAGCGGCGGUCACACAACCGCAGUGGCAGCAGAGGCGGUGGAGACCCAAAGGUUUCCUACGGCCCUUACGCGCGGGAUCCGGAAAUACUUCGUGAAAUAUAUCCCUCCAACCCAGCUUGUGUGAAUAUCACCGCGGGUGUGGUGGGUAAUUGCAUCAGCGGAACACAGGGCGUCGGCCUUGCCCAAGGUGCAUGUCCUCGGUCUCAGAAAGUUGUGCACGAGGAAAUAUCUUACUACCGCGCCGAGCGAAUUCUCGAACAGCGGGUCUAG
Messenger RNA from Penicillium griseofulvum, 2136 nucleotides. RefSeq lists its product as uncharacterized. NCBI's taxonomy places the organism in Eukaryota, Fungi, Ascomycota, Eurotiomycetes, Eurotiales, Aspergillaceae. The record is from RefSeq and is a predicted model, not a curated record. The transcript has 3 exons. The coding region runs from base 1 to 2136 and encodes 711 amino acids.